This is a messenger RNA of Pteropus alecto (black flying fox), 3488 nucleotides long. RefSeq names its product nanos C2HC-type zinc finger 3 (gene NANOS3). Gene Ontology annotation, molecular function: mRNA binding; zinc ion binding. Gene Ontology annotation, cellular component: perinuclear region of cytoplasm. The coding region runs from base 2714 to 3253 and encodes 179 amino acids. Gene Ontology annotation, biological process: oogenesis; negative regulation of translation. The transcript has 2 exons. Lineage: Eukaryota; Metazoa; Chordata; Mammalia; Chiroptera; Pteropodidae. The record is from RefSeq and is a predicted model, not a curated record.
GAAAGACCAAUCUCCGGGAGCAGCCUCGGGGUGGAGUCUCAGGGCGGGGCUUGGAGCGCUGGGCUGGUUCAAGCCGCCUCUGCUAGGGGAGUUCUGGGGCUCAUUCAAAUUUAGCAUAAUUAAGGCCUCUGAUCCGCCUUAGGGUUACGCCAGGAGGGUCCUUUAGGGCCCUAUAUUCCCGAGUGAAAUGGGAGGAGACUUGGAAAUUUGAAGAACCUUCCUCAGCCUUUCCUCGGCGUCCCUAGACCUAGGUGGGGGCGGCUUCCUCUGAGAUUGCGCAUGGGCGGGCUCCCAACUCUUCCCGGUCCCUAGAGGGAGGAACUGGGGGCCCGUUUUACCGGGAGGAAAUGAGGAGGGGCAGCUUCUUGCUGUAGUCAGAGUCCGAGCAGCAAUACGACCUCAACCUAUUUCGAGGUCUGAGGGUGAGUGACCUUGCACCCUUCACAUCACUGAGGGCCUGAGUUCAGAUGCCUUGAAACCCUGAAGGCAGGUUGUGGGUGUCCCUCGGGUCCUCUCACUUCUCCCUUGACCAGUGGGCAAGUGGACUCCCAGUGGGCCUGGUAGGGGCCCCACUGCGAGCCCUGCACGAGCCCUGCAUUUGCAAAGUGAAGACACUGAGGACCUCCAGGGCUUGUUGUGAUUCAUAAAAAAUCAUCAGGAACAGGGUGAAGCUAACAGAAGAUAUACAUUGUAUUAAAAUGACUUGUUUAUCUCUUGCAUCCCGGGGAAACUGGAGCGGCAGGGCAGCCAGACAUCUUGGGGCCACUAAGCCGUGCCCUCUGGCCUCAGUCUCUCAAACUGACAAAUGGAUGUCAUCUGCACCUUCCAGGGCCAUUCUAAGGGUGAUUUGAGUAAAUGAAUGAAGUAGGGAGCCCACCUCCAGUACUGCUACAUCCUUGUAGCAAAAGCUACAAAAAUAUUUAGUUACUAUUACUUAAUCUAGUACUUUUCCAGGUUCUGGAGCAGACAGUUGGUACCUACUGUUUGCUGACUUAAUGAGUCAAUAGGAUCCUCCCUCCUCUAGUUUCCUGUCUCCCACCCUCCACUCUGGGACCCCCACCCCCAAGAAGUUGCCAAGGGCUUGGGGGAACAUUCAACCUGUCGGUGAGUUUGGGCAGUUCAGGCAAACCAUCGACCGUUGAGUGGACCCCGAGGCCUGGAACUGCCAUCUACCUUCCAGAUCUGGGGGGCUGGUCGGACCUGAGCACAUCCCCUCCCUUAAGCCACAGCGAAGGUCACAAUCAUUGUUGGAAGGUCACAAUCAACAUUCAUUGUUGUCGGUGGGUUGUGAAGAUGGAGGCCAGACCCACCGAGGGAUGAAUGUCACUGUGGCUGGGCUGCACACAGCCUAAGGCGAGUGGGCUAGGGGACAACACCCACCAUGGAUUCCCCCCUAGAAUUGCUCAGCCUGUACCUUGCACUGAUCCUGGUCUCUCACCCCUUGGGGAGGUCUGGUGUUUGGGAUCCAGGUGGAAGCUGAAUUUGGGGCAGAAGUCCUGGAGGGUCGGGGGAGGUGGACAGCUGAAAAACCUUUCUGAAAGUAGGUGGUGAGCCUCGCUCUGGAGGGCUCCAUGUUUCUUGAAUGAAUGGUGUGGGUAGGCAGUGUAACCCCUCUUUUCUGUGUCCAAGUCUUGGACUCAGCUUUCUUACCCUUUCCCUGGUGCCUGCAGACCUGUUACCCUCAAGUACCCACCUUGGUACAGGCUGAUUUCUCCACCUGUGUGUCUUGUGCCCCACCUGGUGACUCCUGGGCAUAUUCUAUCCUUCUGAGAUUGAGCUGAGGUCUCAUUUGAGAGAGGGGGGAUAAAGGCACUAGUGAAUGCUGGGGGUUCCCCCAUUAGCUCAACCUGUACCUCUGCUCUCCCCUACUUCCCCAUCUCACCCCUCUUUCCACCCCAGGGCCAGAACAGGCUGCCUCUGCAGCACACACGCAGCCCUGGGGCUCCAACAACUGGAUGGGGGCAGUAGGCUUUUGUGUUAAGUCUUUGUGAAUAACCCUGCUGGCAGGUGGCUUCAUACCUCAAUUUGUUCAUCCUUUAAGAGGGGGUUCCACUGAGACAAUGAGUGUGAAAGUGCCCUGAAGGAGACCAGAGCUGGGCCCUUGUCCCUCCACAUGGAGCCUCCACUUCCAGAGACCUCUGGAAUAUCAGGCUCUUCCCCCGCCCCAAAAGGCCCAGGGGCACCUGGCUCCUCCCCCAGCCCAGGGGAAGGAAGAAAGCAGUUACUAAGUUACAGGUUACAGCAAUGCUUGUCUUGGAGGCAGGGCUUCCGUCCCCCCACCUCCUAAAAAAAUCCUGUGGGGCUGAGUGGCUGGCCUCCUCCAAGGAGGAGUAGGGGUAGCCCUCCCAAUGCCCUCUGGGUGGGAUGUGUGGCUCCAAAUUGUGGGUGCUCCCUGCAGAUUGUGUUCUGUCACGCAAACCCCCUUGCCCUCAUUCAGAGAUCAUGCAUCUCCUUGGCAGGUGCAUUUACAGGGAGCAGCAGCAAGCCCCCCUGUGACAAUAAGGAAUCUCCCACAGCCUGUUCCUCCCCCUUCAUACCCCCUUGGAGGUAUAAGGAGGGAACUGACAGCCCAGACUCCUAGGCUCCAGAGAGGGCAAGGGAGGGGAAGGGAGGGGCAGGGGAGAAGGGAGAAGGGAGAAGGGAGAAGGACGAGCUUGGCGCAGGCAGGGUUUCUUCUCUCUCUGCCCCUCUGCCUGGCACAUAUUGCCCAGCCAUGGGGACAUUUGAUCUAUGGACGGAUUACCUGGGUUUGGCACGUCUGGUGGGGGCUCUUCGUGAGGAAGAAGAGCCUGAGACCAGGCUGGACCCCCAGCCAGAACCAGCACCAGGACCAGGACCAGGGGAUCAGAGGUCCAGCCCAGAAUCCUCACCAGCUCCUGAACGCCUGUGCUCUUUCUGCAAACACAAUGGCGAGUCUAGGGCCAUCUACCAGUCCCACGUGCUCAAGGACGAGGCGGGCCGGGUUCUGUGCCCCAUCCUUCGAGAUUACGUGUGCCCCCAGUGUGGUGCCACUCGCGAUCGUGCCCACACCCGCCGCUUCUGCCCGCUCACCGGCCAAGGCUACACCUCUGUCUACAGCUAUACCACCCGCAACUCCGCUGGCAAGAGGCUGGCUCGGCCAGACAAGGCGAGGACCCAGGACGCAGGCCACCGCAGAGGAGGAGCAGGAGGAGGAGCCAGUGCAGGUUCCAAAGGUGCCGGGAAGUCGUCUGGACCUUCGCCGUCUUCUUGCUGCCCCUCCACUUCUGCCUAGGAGGCAGGUGCGGGGAAGAGGUGGAUGCUGCCUUCUCUUGGGGCUUGGGACCCUGACUCUGUGAACACUAGAUUUCGGGGAAGAUGCACCCAACGCGGCCCCGCCCCUGGACCUUCUCCAGGCUGGGAGCACAGUCCAAAGAGCCCUGUGAGGAAGGAAGUGGUCCUCAGACACCCCCAUCUUCCCUCCCCAGCACUGGACACCCAGUCAGUGCUCAAUAAAUGCUAUGAAUGGA